UUUUACCCUUUCUCUUUCUCAUUUCCUUAACAUUCGUAUUCCUUACUUUACUUUUACUAUUAAGGUUGCUUAACUUAAUUGCUUUCCAUCACUACUAAAGAGUUAUUUUCUGGUAUUUCCAAUUCCAAAUCCAACUAGAUAGUUUUGCUUCAACAUACAUCAACGACGAUCUUCCAAUUCAGCAACAUGACACUCUUCAGUAAUACCUCAGCAUCCCUCGAUCGCGAGCUCCCGCCAUCGCCUGAAAUGAAAGAUAAAGUGACGGCCAUGGAGAAAAUCGUAGGCCACAACUUCAAGAACAAGAGGCUUCUAGAGGAAGCUCUCACACACCCCUCCGUCACGAACUUCCCAUCGUAUGAGCGUUUAGCAGUGCUCGGUGACGCUGCCCUUGGCAUGGCUAUGAGUAAGCACCUCUUUCUUCUUUACCCCGACAUGGAUCAAGGCAACUUCUCUAAGCUCCGCUCCGCCAAUGUUAGUACGAUGAAGUUCGCACGCGCUGCUGUUAAACAUGGGUUUGAUCACUGCCUUCGUCACAAUUCUCCUCCUCUCGCUACUCAGGUUGGGGAGUUUGCCAAAGCGGUUUCGAAUGAAGAAGAUGAGACGGAUCUUUUAUAUGGAGGGACUAUACAACCCAAUCAUGCUCUUGCAGAUAUUGUGGAAUCAGUGGCAGCUGCCUUAUACAUUGACUUGAACUUUGAUCUGCACAAACUAUGGAAGACAUAUGAGCAUCUUUUGGAGCCUAUAGUUACUCUCGAAGAUUUGCCGGAUCACCCUGUGUCAAAGUUGUUUAAGCUUUGCCAUAAGCAUGGAAAGCGUGUUGAGACCAAGGAGGCGAGAGAUGAUGUUAAAAAUGUAAGUAAUUCUUAUGUGUAUGUUGAUGGUGACCUCUUUGCCUCGGCUCCUGGAAAAAAUAUUCCAAUUGCCAAGCGUCGUGCUGCAAGUGAGGCCCUAUCUAAGUUGGCCGAAUUCGGCAUAAGCUAUGGGUCGUUUGAAGUUGUUGCUGAAAAUGAAGCUAAAAAGAAUUUGAAGGAGCUUUGUGAGAAGAAGAGGAUCCGUAAACCAACUUACAGAGUGAAAGAAUUUGGUCCUGCGCAUGAGAAGAGAUUUGUAUCAUCAGUUGAAAUUGAAACUUUAGAUGGUGUGCUAUAUAAGACAGGAGAUGAAAGGCCAAGAAAACGAUAUGCGGAGAAUUCUGCGGCUUCCUUGAUGAUCAAUAUGAUGAACACUAUAGAAGCAGCUAAAAUUAAGGGUGACUAUUUUCCAGAAGCAGCUAAAAUUAAGGGUGGCUAUUUUCCCUCAGUACUCUACAAACUGUGGUUAAUGAUUUGUUGGGUGAUAAGGCUGCUUGUUUUUUGUUUCACAGGAAUAAUUCUGUUAGUUAUUUUCUUUGCUGUGGUCGGUUCUUGUCUGGAUUACUUUUUUUCUGGUUGAAACUUGUCUGGAAUACUUUCAUAUAACAAAGAAUAGCCUUAUAGAGUAUAAAAGAGGCUCUCAAUUAGUUAUCGGGUAGCCUUUCGCUUGAUUUCCGUUGACUUCCACGUUUGUAGGCCACUUUUAAUUCCUCUUGGAAUUUUAAAGAGCUUGUUUGUAUGGCCUCGUUUGAUGUUCAUUACUGAAUAAGAUUGUUGGUCAUGGAUUGAAUGUUAA
Molecule: messenger RNA, 1647 nt
Organism: Malus domestica (apple)
Lineage: Eukaryota; Viridiplantae; Streptophyta; Magnoliopsida; Rosales; Rosaceae
Product: ribonuclease 3-like protein 2
Biological process (GO): siRNA processing
Cellular component (GO): nucleus; cytoplasm
Molecular function (GO): ribonuclease III activity; RNA binding
Source: RefSeq, a predicted model, not a curated record